Molecule: messenger RNA, 1941 nt
Organism: Aspergillus pseudotamarii
Lineage: Eukaryota; Fungi; Ascomycota; Eurotiomycetes; Eurotiales; Aspergillaceae
Product: DNA-directed RNA polymerase I subunit RPA49
Exons: 3
Coding region: 209-1696 (495 amino acids)
Biological process (GO): nucleolar large rRNA transcription by RNA polymerase I; transcription elongation by RNA polymerase I; RNA polymerase I preinitiation complex assembly
Cellular component (GO): RNA polymerase I complex
Molecular function (GO): DNA binding
Source: RefSeq, a predicted model, not a curated record
GAUCAGUGGAUUUGUGCGUUUGAUAUGAUCCAAUGCUUUCUUCUCCGCCUUGAGUGCGGAGACUAAUUCUGCCCCUACUUCCCGCCCAGCAAUUUUUUUUUUUACUUGAGCUUUUUAAUGUAUAAUUGAUUGAAUCUUACGAGGCUGUUCUCCACGCAAAGUCGAAUUCAUUCGGCCCCCCUUCAGAUUUUAUUCUUAGUACAACGCCAUGCCUUCCGGUAAGGUGGAAAAGAAGCGCAAGCGCGCUUCGAACGGCCACGAACGGCCGAGUAAAAAGCCCGCUCUCGAAUUCCAAGAUCUGCCUCCUCUCGCGGCCAGCGUGGUCAACGAUGAUAGCGAAUUGGCUCCAGUGAUCAUAACCACCCCUGGUGUGAACGUGCCCCAAAACCUUCAUUUAAAACCAUACCUCAAGGACCGAGCAGAUGGCUCUCAUUCAGGUCGCUCCACGCGGAACAAGGGCAUAGUCUCGUCUGAACUGCUCCUGCAGACUUCGGAACAUCCGAAGAUGGAUUUUGUGGGUCGCGAGGCCGAAGAUGACGCCGAUUCACAGUUGAAGCAUUACAUCGCCGUUGUGGAUCCCGAAAAGAAAAGCUGGCAAUUUGUUGAGGUGCGGAAGGUGACUCUCCGUGGGGCAGUGAGGAGAACAAAGGCUGCUGAAGAUGAAGAGGAAGAGGUUGAGAGUGAAGAUGAGGAGAUGAAAACGAUGCGCGCUCAACGCACAGAACUCACCAAUACAUUCGGUACCAAGCAAUCUCGCAAAGCAGCACAGUCCAUGGCCGAAAAUGCCCAACUCUCCAAUGCCCCCGCUGGUGCUGCCUCCGCCGCAGAAUCUGCUAUCCUUUCGUCCAUGCCCCUCGACUCCGUCACCGACAUUGCUACAAAGACCGCUGCGGUGCAGGCUCAAGUUCAAGCUAACAAACCACUGCCGCAAGCCAAUUUGGCGGCAUCUCAUCCUUCCGAUGUGUACCCGAUUGAUGUGCUUGUUCCGGGAGGUCUGUCUACACUCCAGCAGCUCCCGGGCAUGAACGAGUGGCAGGAGACAGUGAAUUCGGGAGAAGCCGUCGCCACCACAUCACGAUAUGUGUCUCGCCGGGUGGAGGCAGUCGUCAACUCAACCAAUGCCACCCAGCUUCAAGUACUCCGUUUUAUCUUCCUCCUCCUCGAGCUUGCCCGCGCCCUUCGCUCAGGCAAGGACUCCAAAUCGUCUGGGCCAGGCAGCAAGCGUCUUCCACCUCGCGAUGAACUACGCCGCAUCCUCUCCUCCUCCACUGGCGCCAAAACCGACUCAGCCGAACUCCUCCCAGAUCCCGUCAUCGACGCCAUCCGCCGCAAAUUCGCCCCACAGGGCUCCCAUAUCACCAAGAACGACAUCACCUUCCUGCACACCACCAUAUGCGCGCUAUCCUUGCACAUUCCCCCUCAGCCAGCCAAGGACGGCGGCUCCAGCUCUCAAGGUGGAAACGCCCCCAACGAACUGGCAACGGACCCGUCCGAUCUGCGCGACGAUCUGCGUCUGGACAACACGGUCAUCACGCAAUAUUUCCGCGAAUUGGGCUGUCGCGUCGACAAGCCACGCGAAACAGAAUUCGCCAAAUGGGGUAUCAAGGGCGGUAAGGCUGAAGCCAAUGCUAGACGUGUGGCUAGAUUGAGGGUCCCCGUCGAGUUCCCCAAGGUUAGCCGUGGUGGAAAGAGGUAAUUUAAUGGCCAUUGUCUCUUCCUUUUAUAUUGAACAAAACACAAAAGAAUCUAUUUACGUUGAGCUUGUCCAUGAUGCGAUUGGCGUUCGGUUUCAGGCUGUACUAUAUGUACAUACUAUUUUGUGGAUAAAUAUCAUAUUACGAACUAUCCAAAUGUGCCUCUUCUACCUGCUCUUUAACUGGAUUGGUGUUUGCGUAUACCAACUGUAGACGAUUUCAUUGUAGAAAGCCAUGGGCACUCUAG